AUGGUGCGAGGCAUGGGCGUUCCGGAAACCGACGUGGACGACGUCGUUCAGGAAACUUUCGUGUCGGCGUGGCGCGCGUUGGCUGAGUAUGACCCCGCUCGCCCAGUGCUUCCGUGGUUGAUGCGUAUCGGAAUCAACAAGGUUCGCGAUACCCAGCGUUUCCGCCGCGUGCGUUACUUCCUAUUCAAGGCCCGGCCCAUCGACGAUGAAGAGGGCCGGACGCUGGUAUCGGAUCAGGCCGGCCCGGAACAGAGCGCCAGUUCCAGCCUUGAACUCGCCAGCGUGAUGCGCGUGCUCGACAGCAUCGAUCCCGCCUUACGCGAGGCACUGGUGCUGACGGCAUUCGUCGGUCUGUCCCAGGUUGAAGCGGCCGCUGCGCUGGGAAUCAGCCUGAAAACGAUCGAAGGCCGCGUACUUCGCGCCCGGGCAAAACUGGCCUCGGCGUUGGGUCGUUAG
Molecule: messenger RNA, 456 nt
Organism: Anisakis simplex (herring worm)
Lineage: Eukaryota; Metazoa; Nematoda; Chromadorea; Rhabditida; Anisakidae
Source: the annotation of a GenBank genome assembly